AUGUCGGUAGACGCGACGGGCUCCAACGGUCCAGCACUUUCGAACGCGAUUGCCUCGUCCUCGACAACUCCGGCACAACCUCGCAAGGCUGUGAUGCUCAAAGGUCCUUCUCUUACAUCCAAGACCUACUUCAUUCCACUACCGAACACUCUCGAUCAACUCUUGGCAAGGGCUGUCCAGCUUUUCCCUGUGCCUCCAGGCAAGGUACCUCAUAUCACGCUCGGGGCCGACGAGAGAGCCAUCGUCCUAGAAGAGUCGUAUGAUUUCAUCCGCGAUCGUGAACUAUUGCACUUCCGCUGGUCUGCAGAGACUCCUCGCCGCAACCUAGCCAACCGAGUCCGCUGGGACCAGCCCGCUCCUUCGACUUCUGCCAAUCUUUUCCCAUCCCUAGCAUCGCCACAGAGCUCAGCCUCAUCCUCUGACCCGGUGACAACACCAUUUCUUGUUCCAGCUGCUGCAGAGGCUCUCAAGGCGCAAAUGCACGAUUCAGCAACAUCGAAGCGCGACCUUGCGUUGGCAACGCGUGCCAACACCAUCGCUAAUCGCGAUCCUAAUAUUCAGUUUGGCGAAGGUGGCGCCGCGCGAAAGGCACACGCCCAGAGAGUCCUCGCAGAACAGCAACGCAAGCGAGAGGAAGAACACUCCGCAGAUACUCUCGGAACUGCGCCUGUCAUUCCAGAAGCUGACCAAGAACCUACCAUUGACGCUGACCCCGAAGCAACCGUCAAGGCAGCAAUUCAACUUGCUUCAACUUCGGCCUCUGUGGACAACGUAGAGGAGCUUUCCACGCCCGCAUCCGCAUCUGCCACUGCCACUACCACUACCGCAGACGCAUCGGCUGAAGGCCAAGAAGCGGACGCGACGGUGUCUGGCAAUGGCAGCGACCAGGCCGAGCCUUGUACUUCAACAGACACGUCGGACUUGCCUCCUUCUUCAUCGAAUUCUACGGCCUCCGAAGUUUCGCUUGCGCCUGCCUCGGUCGCACUAGCUAUCGCUUCGCCUCCUCGCAAGAAGCAUGUCGACAAUGGAGGCCUCGACACGCCGCCCUCCAGCGGAAGUCGCUCGAACUCACCUUUCCACAGCUCGAACCGCUCCCUCGGCAGCAACAGGCCUCUCGACCAUCGUAUGCGUGUAGAGGUCGACGACGAGCCUUCAAGCUCUCCCAUGUCUUCCCCCACGCGUGACGUAUCUUCGCGCUACCGAGGUGCAUUGCCGGCCAUGGACAUGGCCGGUCUCUCCAAGAGUGUCACAGCAGCACCGCUUGUUGCGGAUGCAGAGCAAAGGGAGUCACAAUCCGUCAAUGAGACGAUUGCCUCUGAGCUUGUCGCUAAGGCCAUCAGUUCUGCUGACGAACAAACGGACGCUGUAAUGCCGGCCCAGCAACAGCUCGAUCUCGCUCGCGAGGAGCCCGUGGUAUCAACAUCAGACGCGCAGAGCGUCGCUGUCACUGCUGAGUCAAAGCCAGUCGACAGCCAGGCCAACGAUCGCGAGCUGAAGCGCAUCUAUAGCUUCCUCUCGAACCUUGUUUCUCAGCUCCUCUCGCACAAGGCAAAUUCGGCUUUCCAGCGACCAAUGGGUGCCGAAUUUGAGCAAUUCUCAGCUCGAAGCUCGCGGCCUGUCGAUCUCUUCACCAUGCGCGACAGCCUCGCUUCUCGCAAGUACGGCAGCCAGCACCUUGAAGGUCGUAUGGCUGCCAACGCGGUCGUCACCGACUUUGAGGCCGACCUCACGCUUCUCUACACCAACGCGAGGCGAUUCUUUGGUGUCCGCUCGCCCCAAGCAGAAUGUGUCGAGCAUCUCGAAAAAUUUAGUCGGUCGUUUCUGAACGAAUGGAAGCGCACACAGGGAAGCGCAGCUCAGGCCAAGCAAGGUGCGGCGCAGCCCGCAUCGGAUGUCGCUGCAAUGAUGCACCUUUACCGCAGCCCAGGCUCGAGGUCGGAGAAGCAUCCCGCAUCUUCCGCGUUCCCUAUGUUGCUGACUCCGAGCUCCUCAGCCGUGAACAGUGGUGCUGCCAGUUCGUCAGCAAAGAAGACAGUGGGUAUCAACGGACAGCCACUCGCCAACACAAUUGGUCUGAUGCGACGACCGGAUCUCACAUUCAAGCGUAACGCCUCGUACGAAGGAGCUACAGCCGUUGGCAAGAGACCAGCGCAGCAACCCAAGAAUGUAACAAGCGAGGCCUUCGAGCGUGCGAUCCGCGCCGCUACCUCCAAUCCGCCGCAGACAGAGCGAGUGAAAGCACGGCAGCAAGUGAUGGCGCCCUUCGCCACUCGUUCAGUCAUUGAAACAGACUUCAUGGCCCGACCUCCUUCCCAGCAGCAGCAGCAGCAGCAAAACGAGGCAUCGCCGACAUCACUCGCACGUACACCCACAACAGCUGGCAACAAGAGGAAGCACGUUGAAGCGACCCUGAACGACAUUGCCGUCGAUGGCACUCGUUCGCCAUCGGUCUCACCACCCACUUCGCCCUCGCCCACCAAGCGCACCCAGCAGCCGGUGCUGACACUCAAGCUGUCCAAAUCGGCCAAUCGAAGGAGCAACAAGAAAAAGGCACGACAGGCAGCAGCAGCAGCUGCUGCUGCCGCCGCUGCCGCCACUGCCAAAGCAGCAGCCGCAGAGCUGACUGAACAGGAACGUUCCAAAAUUUGGGCCGCUGAUGCAGAUGAGGAGAAGCAUGUGCUCGAGUUGAUCGCACCCUUGCCGCGACCAGCCAAGCGCGCACGUGCCAGUCAAGAGGCAACCAAGAGCGUCGGGAACCGACCAGCGGUGUCGAAAAAGCAGAGCAAGGGCAACGGCAAGAAUACUGGGACUUCCACCAGUGAAGUUGUCGAUCAUGCGGUCGUCGAUUUGCCUGCGAUCCCUCAAACGCCCAGCGGUCGGAUGCUGCGUCCACGGCGCACCAGCACAAGUAUCAACAGCGAGCAAGAUAGCGUGCCUCCGCCCACCACACCACCGAGAAGCAUGAGGAAAGCUAAAGCCGCGCUUCACCCAGCAGAGUCUUUUGAGGAGCCCUGCACACUGGUGAAGGAGACGAUCGAGCUGGAUGGGUUCGAAGUGACCAGUUCCCGUAGAAGGUCUUCGCGCCAGAGAAAGCCGGUCAACCUCGAUUGA
Molecule: messenger RNA, 3111 nt
Organism: Mycosarcoma maydis (corn smut)
Lineage: Eukaryota; Fungi; Basidiomycota; Ustilaginomycetes; Ustilaginales
Exons: 1
Coding region: 1-3111 (1036 amino acids)
Molecular function (GO): protein binding
Source: RefSeq, a predicted model, not a curated record